AUGCAUAAGUUAGAAAGGUAUCAUUGUCCCAUCACUAAAAAAGUUAUAGUUCUUUACCGCGAAGAUAUCAAAACUGCUUUUGGUUAUUCCUUAGUCGGAAUUGCUGCCGUGUUAGGUCUGACCGGAAUAAUUUAUGGCCUUUGA
Molecule: messenger RNA, 144 nt
Organism: Ambispora leptoticha
Lineage: Eukaryota; Fungi; Glomeromycota; Glomeromycetes; Archaeosporales; Ambisporaceae
Source: the annotation of a GenBank genome assembly